AUGUCGUCAUUUCUUCUCAACUCAAGAAGUAACAAUACGAACAAGACAUACUUUUCAAGUUUCAACAGAUGGAGCCCAUUUAUCAAAGAACAUGGUUUUAAUAAUUUACCCGCUGCUCCUAUUCACGUCGCAUUGUACAUAACUAAUAUGAUAGACAAAAACUGUUCUCCUAACGUUAUUAAUAGUGCUAUUUAUUCUUUGAAAUGGGUACAUGAGCUGAAUGGUUUUGCUGACCCUACUGAUAAUCAAUUCGUUACAUUACAAGAAUCAGCCAAGAGGUUAAACGGAAAACCUGUCAACAAGAAAGAUCCUGUUAGUAUCGACAUUAUUUUUGAACUAUGUACAAAAUUCAAAGAUUCUAAUGAUUUAUUAAUUGUAAGAGAUUUAGCAAUAUUAUGA
Molecule: messenger RNA, 399 nt
Organism: Mytilus trossulus (common blue mussel)
Lineage: Eukaryota; Metazoa; Mollusca; Bivalvia; Mytilida; Mytilidae
Exons: 1
Coding region: 1-399 (132 amino acids)
Source: RefSeq, a predicted model, not a curated record